Messenger RNA from Habropoda laboriosa, 1221 nucleotides. It is a transcript of the gene Nprl2, whose product is annotated as nitrogen permease regulator 2-like protein. The record is from RefSeq and is a predicted model, not a curated record. The coding region runs from base 13 to 1221 and encodes 402 amino acids. The transcript is spliced from 9 exons. NCBI's taxonomy places the organism in Eukaryota, Metazoa, Arthropoda, Insecta, Hymenoptera, Apidae. Gene Ontology annotation, cellular component: GATOR1 complex; vacuolar membrane. Gene Ontology annotation, biological process: negative regulation of TORC1 signaling; cellular response to amino acid starvation; positive regulation of autophagy. Gene Ontology annotation, molecular function: GTPase activator activity.
GUAAAUUAUAAAAUGCUUAUAAAAAAUAUAAAAAUGACAUCAGCAACAGAGAAUACAAAAGAUAAAGGGCAAGAAGAUCCCAUUAGAUGUAUAUUUUUUUCAGAAUUUCAUCCUAUUGUUGGUCCAAUGAUUACUUGUCAGGUUCCAGAUAACUUCAUUUCAAAAGAUAUUUUUGAUAAUGUCAGUGUUUAUAUCAUACCAAAAGCACAGUUGCAACGCAGUACUAUAACAGUAACAUUAAAGGAUUAUAAAAUUUUGGGAUUUCCAGUUAAAAUUGAUGAUAAAAAAUAUGCAAGAAAUGCAUUUUAUUUUAAUUUGUGUUUUGUGUGUCAUGCAGAAGCUCGUACAGUGCACUAUGAACCUGUUGUGAAGAAAAUGUCUGAUUUUCUAAUGGCUCUUGAAGUAGAAAAUUGUUUUCUAUCUGCUUCUGAUGAUAAAACAAGAUUAUCAGAAAUGCUCCAACAGGUAAUGCAAAAUUUAAACUUGCACAAGAUGUGUACAUUAACAGAGGGGACAAUGACAUCCCAUUUGAAAGUCAUAAAAUUAGCACCUGAGCCAAAACCAGUUCUUGAUCAUCAGGUACCAAUAUUCUUGGAAGGCCGUGAAACAUUUCAGAGUGAUCAAUGGGACUUAACUACUCAGCAAGUGUUACCAUAUAUAGAUGGAUUCAAUCAUGUUGCGCGAAUAGCAGCUGAAGCAGAUGUGGAGAACAAUUUGGUUAAAAGUUGUGUGCAGAACCUUGUUUACUAUGGUGUUGUAACUUUGAUUCCAAUAUUCCAAUAUAGUAAUGUCUAUGCUGUAACUUCCAAAUUAACAGAGUUGGCAGAAAAUAUAAAAUUACAAGAGCAAUGUAUAGCAUAUGCUUCAAAAUUUUCUAGGCAACCUGCAUAUCUUAGAGACAUAUAUCGAAUGUAUGCAAGUAUGACACAUGGAAGCAGUAUAAGAGAUUUAUGUCAACGUCUCAAUCCACAGAAUUUAAGAAUCAAUGAAAGACGAUUAGUGCAAUUUGGUCUCAUUGAAGGUCUUAUUCGUAGAGUAUAUAAAUAUCCAAUAUAUUUAUCAGGUCCUUCGUGUGGUGAAGAAACAAAGAACAAUCCAGUUUAUAAAUAUUUUACAGGAACAUACAGUCUUGAUGAAAUUUGUUGCAGUACAGGUCAGUCAGCUGCUCAAAUUGAAGAUAUUGUUGAACGUGAUCCAAAUGUUAUUAUGUUAUGGAAGUAA